AUGAUUCGCCGUCACGAACACAUCCCCGAGUCUGGUCCCGGUGUCGAACAACACUGGGGCUACUUCAGUCGCCAGUUGCCCUGUACCGAUGAUCCGGGGAAAUGCGCCUAUCUCGACACCGUCUACCACAGUCAUGACCUGUCCAUGCUCUACAGCGCGAUUCUCUGGGCGGUCAUUCUAGGGAUCGUGUUGCUGUGCUUUAUAGCGCGCUACUGCAACCCUGUCUCCCGCCAAAUAUCACACCAUGUCGACCACGAGAAACAACUCCCAACCCAAUCCACCCUCUACCGCAUCAAAUCCACCCUCAACGCCCUCUACCACCGCUAUCUCCUCCCCGAGUCAGCCCUACCGCGCAUCUUCGGCCCCACCACCCGCUUCAACGUCCUCCUCCUAACCAUCCUCAUCAUCUACCUCACAAUCUUCACCUUCGUCGGCAUCGUCUACCAAACAUGGACCUCCCCGACGGGCCCCAACCAACCAGACACAAUCCGCAUCGGCUUCGGCCCCUGGGCAGACCGCAUCGGCGUGCUCGCCUACGCCCUCACCCCUCUCUCUGUCCUCCUCUGCACGCGUGAAUCCAUCCUCUCCCUCCUCACGGGCAUCCCCUACCACCACUUCAACUUUCUCCACCGCUGGCUCGGUUGGAUUAUCUACAUCCAGUCGGUCCUGCAUACGCUGGGCUGGACCCUCGUCGAGGGCGAACUGUACCAGCCGCAGCCGACGACCUGGAACGAGUUCGUGCGCCAGCGCUACAUCAUCUGGGGUAUAGUCGCCAUGAUCUUUUUGUCCUUUAUGGUGUUCGGCAGUCUGCAGUGUGUUAUUCGCCGGACCGGGUAUGAGUUCUUUCGCAAGUCGCAUUAUGUGCUUGCUAUGCUGUAUGUGGGUGCCUGCUGGGGACAUUGGGAUAAGCUGGCUUGCUGGAUGAUUGCUUCGCUGGCUGUGUGGGGUACGGAUCGUGGGUUGAGGCUGCUCCGGACAAUAGUACUGCACUUGUCUUCCUCAUCCUCCACCUCUUCCUCCCCAUGGAGACUCCAGAUCCCCAACGCACAGCUCACCCUCUUCACCACAAGUACCGCAGAGCAACCAGCAAGCCACCACGAAAAAGAAGACGACAAAGAAAGAGGAGACCAACAAGAAUCAGUCGUCAGAAUCGACUUCCACCACCCCCACUCAGGCUGGGAAAUCGGCCAGCACUUCUACCUCUGCUUCCCCGACCUCUCCAUCUGGCAAUCUCACCCCAUGACGCCGGCUUCAGUGCCCGACACCGCAUCGGGUGUCGCAACUCAAUCACAUACGUAUCUCAUCCGUGCCAAAACGGGCAUCACCCGUGCCCUGGCAUCCAACCUCACCCCCAAGUCAGAGGCUAAUACAACACCCGUCAUCCUCUCCGGCCCCUACGGCCACGCCAUAACAGACGACGACCUCCACUGCACAGACGACAUCAACAUCUUCUGCGCGGCGGGCGGCACGGGUGUGACCUUUGUGCUGCCGCUGCUGCAAGCCAUCGUGUUGAACAGCUGGUUUCCGGCCCGGAAGAGCAUGGUUGAGUUUGUGUGGGUUGUGAGGCACCGUGCGGAUGUCAGGUGGAUUCAGGCGGAGCUGGAUGCUCUGCGCGCUGUUGCGGAGCGGUGUGCGCAUUUCCGCGUUAGGGUUUUUGUUACGAGGGAUGUGGAUGGUCUUUCUGGUUCUAGCUCUGACUCUGGCUUGGACUGCGAUGAUGGGAAUGGUGCUGGGUCUGGGUCUGGUUCGGAUGCGGACACUUCACCGUUACCGUUUGAAAUGCGCUGCUUAAGGCCGUCUCUGGCUGAACCACCCGUACACCCUGACCUGGCGCACUACAUGCAAGACUUCGUGGAAAGAACGCCGUGCGGCCCUACCCGUGUGUUCGCCAGCGGGCCAGCGGGACUGGUCUCUUCGUUGAGAGGGGCGGUCGCGCGGUGUAAUGAUGUGGGGAAAGUAUGGCACGGCCAGGAAAGGUAUAGUGUGCAGCUUGUGCAUGAUGAUCGGUUGGAGUGGUAG
Molecule: messenger RNA, 2019 nt
Organism: Aspergillus candidus
Lineage: Eukaryota; Fungi; Ascomycota; Eurotiomycetes; Eurotiales; Aspergillaceae
Product: ferric reductase family protein
Exons: 1
Coding region: 1-2019 (672 amino acids)
Biological process (GO): intracellular iron ion homeostasis; copper ion import; iron ion transport
Cellular component (GO): plasma membrane
Molecular function (GO): ferric-chelate reductase activity
Source: RefSeq, a predicted model, not a curated record